GCUUUUAUGUGGUAGCAGAUUGACCGCUAGCGCUGACUUCACAGUUGCCUUUUUGCAGCCAGUGUAAGGUUCUUGAUCCUUAGACUGCUUGUUUUAAACUUUGAAAUUUUGUGUAACUGGUGGAAGCCAAGUGACGCUCACUGAAAGGGUGCUGUUGGGAAUUGUAGUUUUGGCUGUGAGUACCCUCUAGACCUGUGCUCCACUGACCACACACCCCAGUGACAAAAGAACAGACGACUACCCUGAAGCUAUGGAUUGUCCCCCCAGCGCUAGUCAACUGAUGUCUGGCAACGUGACCAAUAAAACGGACCCACGGUCGCUGAACUCCAGGGUGUUCAUCGGAAACCUAAACACUAUGCUGGUCACCAAGGCGGACAUUGAAGCCAUUUUUAGCAAAUACGGCAAGGUUGUGGGCUGCUCUGUGCAUAAAGGCUACGCCUUUGUCCAGUAUGCCAAUGAGAGGAAUGCACGGACUGCUGUGGCAGCAGAAGAUGGCCGGAUGAUCGUUGGACAGGUGCUCGAUAUAAAUCUGGCUGGGGAGCCCAAACCUCACAGGCCAAAAACAACCAAGCGAUCAGCUGGAGAUAUGUACAGUGGUUCUACUUUCGAAAUGGAUUAUGAUUUCCAGAGAGAUUACUAUGACCGAAUGUAUUCAUACCCAUCCCGUGUACCCCCGCUUCCCCCUCCUCCUGUGGCACGGGCCGUGAUCCCUUCCAAGCGUCCACGAGUCAGUAUAAGUGGGGGAACCAGCCGCCGCACCAAGUCCAGCUUCUCCUCUUCGUCCAAAAGCAGCCAGCGGAUGUCCUCUCGAGCUUUGAAAGCAGAUGACCUCCAGACUAUUAAGAGAGAGCUUGCUCAAAUAAAACACAAGGUAGACUAUCUUCUAGAGAGUCUGGACAGGAUGGAGAAGGAUCAAAACAAGAAAUCAGAGGGAAAGUCUGUGAAGACAGAAGUGGGUGAAGCUUCCCUGCAGCAUUUCAACAAGAAGGAUAGAGAGAGAGAAGAGCAAGAGACAAAUGAUUCCGAGGAGGAAAGAGAUCUGUUAGAAGAUGAGGAGGUUAAAAGCCAAGGAGGUGAGAAUGAAGAAGAGGAAGGAGAGCGUGAGGAAGAAGAGGAGGGUGAACAUGAGGAAGGGGAGGAUGAUGGUGACAGCGUUAAUGGCGAGGAUGCAUAGACACGUUUUACACGUAGUUGACACCAAUAACACAAACUCCAAAUUCAGCACUUUCAGCAAAGGUUGAAGCUGCUCUUUUAAAAGUUUUGUGUAUUUAUAAUGUAGAUGCCUGCACUCAAAUAAUAUCUGACACUAGAGUUACAUGACCCACUGUUGUCAGUUUAUUUUUAAUGUUAGCAUGACAUCUUUUCAGGCUUUUGACGUGUCCCUCAACCCUUAUGAAAACAAGCACCUGUUUUUAAACUACAGAACACAACAUUUUCAGAUUAUUUUUAAUUGUUCUGAUAUGAAUGAGAGAGGUUUUUGUAUGGUUCUUUUACAUAAGAAGAUGGCAGAAUACAUGCAUUAUGCAUUCUCAAGAGUGAAACUGGCCUGUUCCCUGUUUGUCCUGUCUUUAAUGGGAAAAGUCUGUCUUUUUCAGUGAAUGAAGCUAAAAUGUGUAUUUUAAAUGGGGAAACUUAAUGGGCUUCUCUGUUAGAGAGCCAGGAAGCUUCCAGGAAAAGUCUGUUUGUAUUUACCUGUCUUUUUAUAUUACCCUGUCUCAAUAGUUCUUCAGGAAAAU
Molecule: messenger RNA, 1736 nt
Organism: Xyrauchen texanus (razorback sucker)
Lineage: Eukaryota; Metazoa; Chordata; Actinopteri; Cypriniformes; Catostomidae
Product: heterogeneous nuclear ribonucleoprotein C-like
Exons: 9
Coding region: 251-1174 (307 amino acids)
Cellular component (GO): nucleus
Molecular function (GO): RNA binding
Source: RefSeq, a predicted model, not a curated record